Saitoella complicata NRRL Y-17804 is the source of this 621-nucleotide messenger RNA. RefSeq lists its product as uncharacterized. The transcript has a single exon. The record is from RefSeq and is a predicted model, not a curated record. Lineage: Eukaryota; Fungi; Ascomycota; Saitoellomycetes; Saitoellales; Saitoellaceae. The coding region runs from base 1 to 621 and encodes 206 amino acids.
AUGUCUGAAAUGGAGGAUUGGGACGAUAUCGAAGAAUACUACGACGUCCGUCACGCCGUUGUCGGGGCGUACGUGAGGAAUGAGGAUGAUUACAUCCUCGUGCACGAAGAGGAAAUGCCAUUCUUCGCAUCUCCACCGGUUGCGUCCCCGGUGAUCAAGAAAAAUCAUCCUGUGGAAUUUGGUUCACUUGACUUUUGGCAGUUCCUCGGAAGAGCUGGUCACCCCCAGAACUGGAGGAAGUCGCAUGGUCAUUCGUGGAAGGCGGGGAAGGAGGAUGAUCACGAUCUUGAGAAAGGACGCCUGCUGCACCAGCACUCCUUCGUACGCCGCAAGACAGUUAUCCAGCAUAAUCCACUGCAGUCAUUGUCUGCAUUCUUUGUCUUCGUCGUCAUCACGUUCUUGCUUCAAUUUGUGUAUCUCAAGUCAUUGGACGUCAUGACGAUGGCGGCGGAGAUAUUCACAGGCGUACAACCACAAGAAUUAAAUAACGUUACGCACUCGGUUGCAUCGACAUACGCGACACUGAGUGUGUUUGCUACAUGGUACGCUAUUUUUUUGGUUGUGAGAGAGGUUCUGCAGGAUUGGAUCGUGGCAGCUUCGAAUGCGCAAUCAAAAUUGUAA